Messenger RNA from Columba livia (rock pigeon), 13430 nucleotides. RefSeq names its product coiled-coil domain containing 17 (gene CCDC17). The transcript has 13 exons. The coding region runs from base 606 to 2465 and encodes 619 amino acids. The record is from RefSeq and is a predicted model, not a curated record. Lineage: Eukaryota; Metazoa; Chordata; Aves; Columbiformes; Columbidae.
AUUGAAAUUCUCUUCUGCUGAAGCAGUUUGCUUUUUUCUUUUCCGCUUCAUACGAAAUUGUGAAGCUCGACCGGUCGGUGUCACUUGUUCCUAGUGCAAUGCUGCUGUUUGUGUUCACGAUGUGGCAAGGGAAUGUCUGAAUCCAAAGCUGUUUUCAUUGAAAUCUUUUUUAAAAAUUCAUGAAAACAUUUCUAUUAGAUUAAAAAGGAUUUUACAAACAACUUGGUUGUGGCCUAAGCUAUUUCAGUGUCUGUUUGAAGCUCAGCUCGCACACAAACGUUUUGCAUUGGAAGGUUGUGCGUGGUUGUGCACGAUUCGCACGUGGGUUGGAUGAGUUGCACGUGGACUAUGAGAUCCUGGUCUCGCUGACCUGAGGGGAUUCACCCCGAGGUCUCACUUGGGGUCUUUUUUAUUCGACAGUGAGGACAGAUGUGUAAUGAGGUUUGAAUGUUUAGCCGUGAAUCUCCGCUUGGGGAAGCGCUUGGGCGUUACCAGAUCAUCUGCUUCCUUCUGAAGCUCCGACCACUUUGGUCCCAUCAAACGUGGCUUUUGUUUGGAAAGGUUUACCCGUUUUCUUUUUAAUUGAACUUCCUACAGCCAUUGAAAUGAAGUUACGCAAGUGUAUUUGCGUUGUCGAGAAGUGGGGUAAGUUUCAAGUCCCUCCUGUCAGCUCCGUGGUGGCAGCCGCUCGUGACGAGCGGUCCUGGGUGGAGGGGGAGCCCGCGAAGGGCGCGGCGGGUCCGGAGCUCUGCGCUUCGGGCCAAACUCUUCAUCCCCGGGCAUGUGUGUGGUUAUACCUGGAUGCUCUUUUGCAGCGUUACCGCCCCCGGGAGAGCCGCGUUGGGCGAAUCCCCAUAAAUCAACCAGCAGCUUUCUCGAGUGAAUCAGUUUUCCGUGACCGGUAUCCCUGGUGGUGCAGCGGGACGGUGACCUGCAGCCCCUUGAGAACGGCGAGUUGCUCAGGUGGCCAAGCGCCUUGUGCCCGUGGUAAACAAAGAGAAUCGCCGGGGCCGGAGGAGCGGCCGCCCUCCCUGCCCGUCCAGCGUAGCAACGGUGGCGGCAAACACCGCGGGCACUGCCGCGCAGGGCGCCCCAUGGCAGCUGCCGGGGGCUUCAGCUGCCCCCGCUGCUCCAUGGUGUUCGGCUCCGGGCCGCUGCUGCGGGCGCACCAGGAGAAGCUGUGCCUUGGGACCCCGGCGGGCAGCAGCUCCCGUGGCCCCGGGGGGGACCCGCUGCCCGUGGAGGGGGCUCCGGGCACGUUCGGGGUGUCCCAGCACAGGGAUCGUGCUGAGCCGCAUCGUCUCCUCAUCCUUCCCGGCCUCCCGCCGGCCGCACGGGGACAGCGGGGACCGGAGCGAGUGCGGGGGGCUCCCCUGGGGGACGUGCUCACCCCCCGUGAGAGGGUCCUGCUCCGCAUGGCCGACCCCUCUGCCAGGAAACCAACGCUGGAGCAGGGAGAGCACCCCCGGCCGCCAGCCCCAGCACGGGGGCACCAGCAGCCGCUGCAGGAGCUGCUUGAGACCCACCAGCGCCAUGUGGCUGAAAUCCGGGCCAGGACGCAGCAGCUGGAGCAGCAGCGAGAGGAGCUGUGCCGGCGGCUGGCAGCGCUGGGGGCUGGGGGGGCUGCGGAUCCCCAGCCCGAGCAGGGGGAACUGGAGCUGAGCCGGGACCAGGCUGGAUGGCUGCGUGUGGUGCACGGCGGGGCCACCGUCCACCUCGACACCCUCGUGCCGGCCACCGGGCCCCUCGCCGCCGAGGCCAGGGCGCUGCGACUGUCCUACCUGCGUGCCGGAGGACGCGACCCGGCCAUCCUGCAGCAGCUCCUCCACCUCCAGGUGGAGGCCACGGCGCUGGAGAAAGGAACCGCGGGGCUGUGCGGGAGCAGGAGGACGGAGCCCCCUGGCACUGGGGCACGGGGCCUGGAUGCGGCGCUGCUGGCCAUGGAGCUGGAGAACCGGCGGCUGGAAGACGAGCUCCUGGCGCUGAAGGUCAGGAGGAAGAGGAGAGCUGAUGCUGGCGCGCAGGUGGCCCAGCGGCACGCGGAGGAGCUGGCCCGGCUGCAGACAGAGGUCGGGAUGCUGCGGAGCCACGUGGAGCAGACGGGGCCACGGCCGCCCCCCGCCAUCCUCCCACCGCCCGUGGCCCCCCCGCUCCUGCCAGCCAUGGCCUCACCAGAGCUCUUCAUGGAGUCCCCCCAGCCAGCACUGGGGACAGGGGGCCCUGCAGCUCCUGGAAGAGCCUGUGUCCUCCCCAGCCUCCUGCUUGCCCCCUCGAUGGCCCUGGAAGACCCUCCUCCUGCUCAGGAGCCUCCAGCACAGCACAAACAGCCCCAGAGUUCCAGCAGGACAGGGAACUGCUGCAGAGAGUCCAGCGCAGCCACCAAGAUGCUGAAGGGAGUGGAGCAUCUCCCGUGUGAGGAAAGGCUGAGGGAGCUGGGGCUCUGGAGCUGGACAAGAGGAGACUGAGGGGGGACUCAUUCAUGGUCAUCAAUAUAUAAUAAAAGGUGAGUGUCAGGAGGAUGGAGACAGGCUCUUCUCGGUGACAACCAAUGAUAGGACAAGGGGUAAUGGGUUCAAACUGGAACACAAGAGGUUCCACUUAAAUUUGAGAAGAAACUUCUCUUCAGUGAGGGUGGCAGAGCCUGGCCCAGGCUGCCCAGGGGGUUGUGGAGUCUCCUUCUGUGCAGACAUUCCAACCCGCCUGGACACCUUCCUGUGUAACCUCAUCUGGGUGUUCCUGCUCCAUGGGGGGAUUGCACUGGGUGAGCUUUCCAGGGCCCUCCCAAUCCCUCACAUUCUGUGAUUCUAUGAUUUAUUUAACCAGCUCCUCCAAUGUGACGUUUGAUACAUAAUUUCCUUUGUAUACUGGUCAUGUAGAGACUCAAAUCCUGACAGGGAGAUUUAUCAGUUCAUGACGUUCACCCUCGCUGCUAACAGAAUUGUUUGUUUCUGCUUAGAGCAAUAUCUAAUGCCCAACAUUUUUAAUACCUGCCACCUUUUAAACAUCCCAGUCAUAGUAGUUGUGUUCAUGUGUGAAUCUUCCUGUUUUGAAAAGUGGUUGAUCUUGAUAACUACUUGUGUAGCUGUUAAUUUUGAAGAAAUUCUGUGACUGAGAAAACCAUUUCAGUUGGGCUGCUGCUGUCCACUUGGAGCGGGUGCACCGAGACACUGCUAACAGUAUGUAUUUAAACGUACUCACUGGUGAAUGAUGACAACGUGGAAAUGCAAGACAGCCAAGAAACAAAAUACCUGCGGGUUACAAACUGUAUUACAUGUUUGCACCGAAUGACUGACUGUGGGAAAGAAUGCAAUUAAACUUUUUUUUUUUUUAAAUAAUUUCUUCAUCCAUGUGAGGCACUUGUGGGAAAGUUUGCCAUGCUGUUGUUUGAAUGUUUCCGAGAGUAUAACAGACAAAAUGGGUAACAUGCAAAACAUCUUCAAAUCAAGAAGGCUCCAGGUUUAUUUCUUUGCUUGAACUCAGUAUUGAUUCAGAUGUAGCUUGGAAUUUCCAUUAAGUGUUCCUGGGGCUUAGACCCCACUCCUAGUAUCAUGACAUCUUAGACUGCUGUAAUUUUUAUGACAUUCAAAUAGCUAUAACCCUCAUUUAUUGAGAAACGCGUGGGGCUUUUUUUCGUGUACCAAGAUGCACAUUGUAUUUUCACUAAAGUCAUGAGCUGGUUUUGCUUUCGUGAUUACUGGGUGCCGGAUUUCCCUGCGAGGUAAAAACACAGCAGCAGUUCAUAGCUGUGGUGAAGAGACUGACAGCCCUUGCAGUAUCGUGUACUGCUAAGUGAGGUUUUCCCCUCAAGAUGCAAACAGCAGAUGCUAUUUAGAAAGGACAGAAUCUUGAAUGUGGUGUUUGCCUUUUUUUUAAAAAAAAAAAGUAUGAGUGAUUGCACAUCUGUUGGGUUUUUUUUUCUAGUUUGGGUACUUAUUAUAAAAAUAACCCUGUAUUCAUUAAUUUCUUUAUAAUAUCUUACUCAGAAUAGCCAGAUAAAAGGAAACUGAAGUAUAUCUUGCUGUGUCUCCCUUCUCUUUAUUUGUAGCUGAUGGCUAUGAUUACUGGGAGUUUAUAUAACUGGCUUUGCAAAAUUAUAUUUUACAAGCAUAUGAAGUUUCAGUCUUAAUCCCUGAACAAUUAUUUAGGUCAGUUUAAAUAUCUAUUGGUAUCUUUUUACAGGAAUUUAUGAUACUGAAUUCCUCUCAAAAGCAGAGUGCCAAUGGAAACAAUGUAUGAGAAGUUAUCUACUGACAAUAUGAUAAUGAAAUUGGCUUUUGUUAAAUGUGUUUAUAUUCUUGUUUUUGAACUCCACAGCACCAGGUGUUUACACUGGUAAGCAGAUACAGUACAUGUGAUAAUAUGAACAUAUAUGGGAUUUUAUCUGGUUGGUGAGAUUUGCAAAACUGUUAAAACUGUUCGUAAUUAAGUAUUACUUGCAAAUUGCAUGUAACAGUAGUCAAUGAAAGCAAACUCUUGUCAGUCUUUGAAACUGAACUUGAACAGCUGUGGUGACGUAGCCCUGACAUCACCUCUCAGGUGGUGUGAUAUUCCCUCAAAAUUAAUGGCAAAGAUCCUGUUCACUGCAGCGUUACAGACAAUGGCUUUAGGUACUGAUGCGUCUGAUCUUACUGAAGACUGAGUAAAACUGGAAUGAAAUUAUCUCCUACACAUUGUGAUCUUUGUGUAUUAUCUAAAAUUAACAAUAUUUUUUCCCUUAUUUUUGCAAUAGGUAUCUGUAAUUGUUUUCAAAGAGCAGCAUUUGUGUGAGAGCAUCAAAAGAAUUCUUUGUACGUGUAAUACAAAACAGUGCACGAUACUUAUCCUAUUCAUUAUAUGUUUAUCAGAAAAUACAGAGGUGACUUUUGAUAUGUGAUAUGUGCAGAAUCUAACCUUUACUAGAUUUUGUAUGUCUUUUAUGAGUAUGUUAUUUCAAAAUUAACAAUUGUUUAUUUUUUAGAUGUUUGCCAAGCAAUUAUUUUUCUUAUAGUGUUUAACAAAUUAGCACAUUGUUACAAAAUUAUUUUCUCACUGGUUUUGAAAAAUCCUCAAAAAAACCUACCAAAUUUUGAAAGUGCCGUUUUCUUGAGUGCUCAAGCCUUUUUAUCAAACCUUUGAAUAGUUUAUUGGAUUGUCCAACGAAUCAAUACAGUUCAAAGAACAAAAGCAAGUAGUUUACAUCUUGCAGGUAUUGCAAAAUGGUGCACUUUGGUUAGGAAAGUAUGUUUACAAAAGCCCCAUGACUGUACUUUUUAGUAAUAUUAUACAUCAAAGCAAUGGUUAUGUAAGGAUUAUGUUAAAAUAAUUGAGUUUAUCAUAUUAAUAGUGUGAAAAAGAUGAAAUAUAUUCUCCAAAAUUUUUAGUCAGUCUGAUGUUCCAUAUUAAAUGACAGUGUGUAAUUAUAUAUAUAUCUUGCUAGACAGAUAGAGGACUUAAAACGGAGACGUCAUGGUUAUUAACUUGGGUUAAUGCAGAACCAUAGUUAUCCCUGUCCAGCGUGUACUGGAAGGAAUGCAAGAUGCUGGAAUAUCAGUUCAGAAAAUGUGCUAAAGCUGUUGCUGUCUUUUUUGAUGCGAAUAAGUGGCACAUGCAAAAAGAACACUGAACUAGGAAAUCAAAGAAACAGCAGGUGUCUUUUUUUGGUCAUGAAUAUAUUACCUUCUAUUUUUAAUAGUAGAAGAGAAUAAAAAACCAAAACAGAUUAAUUUCCCUUCAGUGUACAGUGGGAACUGAUUUUACUUUGGCCGUGCUCACAUCUGAGUUUAUAUCAGGUAAGUAGUCAGUGUAACGUUGGCAUCAUCUAGGCACGUCACAAACAUACAGUAGGAUGUUGCAUAGUGGCUUUACAGGCCAAAGCCUGUGCAAACCAAGUGACUUGGUGUGAUCAGCUCAUCUGUGCUGCACACGCUUACGUGGCUGCAGGAGAACACGUUGCCGCUGUGCGGUGAAGUGUUUGCCGAGCUCCUGAUGUGUCUGUGGCGAGCUCCUCUCACCACGCCUAGUGAUUAUAGGUUUGGAUUUUAAUGUGAAACUUGGCUCUUUCACCUGAAACUUAAAUCAUUUUACAUCUAAUUGGACACGUGUCUUAAUAGAAUAUUCCUGUGCAAGAUACCAUUUGACCAUAGAUUCAUGAAUGUAUGUGAACUCAUGAAGAUUGCACUGUCCUCUGAAACUGUGAGCCCAGUAGGUUUAUGUUCCAUAUUCUACACCAAAAUAUUUUGAAGUGUUGGCACUGGCAAAUGAGAUUAAUAUCCUUUGUCAGGAGAGAAGAAAAGUCUUCAAUCUACACUUAAUAAAAGUUAAUAUAAUUUAAAAUUAAUGUGUUUCAUCAAAUUAACUUUUCAUAAAAAUAAGGUGAUUUUUUUCAUUUUUAUUGCUAUAGUUUUUUUAUAAUUUGGAAGAAGAGCCUGUUAAAAAAGAUUAAAGCAACAGUGAUUCAGGAGGACUAGUCAGAACAAUACUGGAAAAGGUGUUAUGACAUGAAAUUAAAACCUAAAGCUAGCCAAUGUCUUUAAAAGGAAUGAGAGGUUUUAUGCAUUCAUAGAAAAGCUAAUGAUUCUGCAUAAAUUUAAGAUUCUGUAGGGUUUUUCAACCUAAAAAAUCCCCCCACCUCUUCCUCGCUUUAAUUUGCUUAGAGGAAUUCUAUCCCAUGCUUUGUUUUACAUGAGAAAAAAACAACCAACCAAACCCAGAGCAAGGGAGUGUAAAGGUGUAUGAAUUCCAGAAACUUGGAAGACACAAUAAGAUUGCAUUAUCUUUCAAAAUGUCCUUUUGGAAGUGUUUGGGGGAAUUAAAACAUAUGUAGUUAUUAAAAAGAAAAUUGCUUACUCACUGAAUUAUGUACAAACACCAGCAAAAACAACAUAAAAUGAGAAAUCCAUUAUAGAUGUAAUAUUAGUGAAUGAUAAUUACGUAAUUUAUUUUUUCCCAGGAAGCAGCCAUUUCAAAUACUUUCAUACAUAUUCUCCAACAUUUUUAGUGAGUCUCAUGUUCCAUAUUAAAUGACAGUGUGUAAUUAUAUAUAUCUUGCUAGACAGAUAGAGGACUUAAAGCAGAGACAUCAUGGUUUUCCUUUGCAAAAGGAGAACUCAGGUUCUCAUCAUCACAUUUUCCUGAUUGUGAUAUAUUAUUGAAGGGAUUUAAAACAUUCCACUAAAAUACCUUAUUGCCCAUUUUAUGAUAAAAUAUUUAAUUUUUAUAAGUUUUCCACCAUAUUUCCCAUUAUUGUGUUUGUUACUGGAAAAAACCCCCACACCUCAUUUUUUCAUGUAAAGUAAUGUUUUUCUAAGGAAUGUGAACCUCUAUUUGAUUUUUUUCAGUUGCAGAGAGGAAAGCACAUUUGUGUUCUUUUUCUUUCUGUUUCCUCCUUGACAACCUCGAAGGGAAGUGCUCGGUUCGCUCUCCAAAGCAAACGUGAUGGAUGAUCUGCCACAGGAUACACAAUACGACAGGAAGCCAACUGAACAGCAAAAAAAGUGUCAAGAAUACAUUUGUCCAUUCUGGUAGAUGAAUUUGUGAAAGUUGGGGUUGCAGAGGUACAGCUGGCUCUGUGCUGCGUGAACGGCAAAACCCAUUUCCCCUAAGAGAAAGCUUAAAUCAGUAUUCAAAGCCAACUUUUGAAAUGAGCUGAACAAAGAGCACUGAUGAGCUGAUAACCACAGUGGUGCUUCUUGGCUUUAGAAAUAUGGAAAUCUUUACUCAGACUUCUUUUAGUAAAAACAAUAACGACCACCAAACAAACAAAAAACCAAACCAACCACACACGGGCGUUUUCUCAAGUGCUUUUAUCUUUCUGAGCAAUAAUCCUGAUGGCUGCUUGUCACCAGAUCAGAUUGUGCUUUGCAUUUAAUUGGUGCUUUCUGUCACAUCUUUAAUCUUAAUAAAAAUCUCAGCUAUUUUAAGGUUAAUGAAGUAAAACAAAAGGAAAUUUUAAUGAGGAUGAAUGAUGUUAUGUGCAUUAAAACAUUUAUAAAUUUGUUAAUUCUCCACAGAACAUUUUUAUUAACUUGGAAUAUACUGAAUAGCUUGUUGCUAAAGCUGAAUUCAAUUUCUUUUUCUUUUUAGUUUUUUACUGUUCAGCUCUUGAAUACUCACCCUACUGGUUUUAUUGAGAAAAACAGAUACUUUAUUAAAUGUUUAAAAAUAAGGACUUAGUGAAAAAUUUACUUGUCUAAAAAUGUGAAAUGUGAUACUUGAACUGUAAAUCUAUCCAAGUGUUUGCAACUACUUGUUUGCUGUUUCAAGUGCCGAAAAGAAGAAUGUCUUCACAGUGUCUCAGGAUCCAAGAAUGAUCUGUUCCUCACCAUGUCUAGUCUUGUCCUAAGAGCUGAGAUAGGUCAAACAGGUUCUCAAACUUCAGUUUUAUAAGCCAAAGACCAUUAUACUCCAACCGGCAAGGAAAGAAAACUCCAGCUGCAGCUGCUUCUCAAUGACCUGGGUAAGAACCAGCCCAAUUGACUCCAAAAUCACUGUAGUAGGAAUGGAUAUGUGGUUAAAUAUUUGUACUCGGUUCUGCCUGAUGUAACUGUUUUGCCAGAAGCACAAAGAACACAAAUUUGCCCUUACUGUGACUCACUAUUCACUAAUAUGUUUUAACAAAUAAGAAUUUCAGUACUUAGAGGUGUUGCUUUUAAGUUAUUGAGGGAAAAUGCCUCAAGUAUCAGUUAUGUAUCGCUGGACACCUUGAACUUUUGUAACUGCAAGAACAGAAUCAAAAAUGGAAGUGUGCUCUCAUGUGCUUGCUGUUAAAUGAUCUUGCUGAAAUGACUUGGGAAAGAUAUUUAUUAGAGUUAUUAAUGAUGUUUUAUGAUGUCCCCGAUGAGCCUGCCAUAAUAGUUUACUAACUUCCGCUAACAUAACCUUUUCUUUUGUUUUCAGAUGCUGGAUUUGGUGUCUCUUGGGUAGCUCACUAUCUUCACUGUGUUAAAAACACAGUAAUUGAUUCUCACUUUAGCAUUUUUAGCUCUCUACAAGUUAAUCAUUACACUGUUUAAAUAAAAAUACUCAAUACUAAGGGUUACUCACAAACCUAGUAUAUUUUAUUAACCAAAACACCAUGGGAAGAGAAAUAAAUUACAAAAAAUGAAAUGGCUAUGGUAAUCGUUUUAAUAAAUUAACUAAGACAAAAUAUUAAAUAUUUGUAAGAAAUCAACUCCAAAAUAGCAAAAUAUUUUACUUUAAACUUUAACGUAGAAAGAUAAACCUAAUUCCAUUCUGUAUGUAUCCUUCUAAGAAUCAGUAUUUUGUGUAUGUUACUAUUAACUCAAGUCCCUGUUAAAUUACAGAUCAGUUGGAAAGUUCUGGAAGGUAAAUGAACAUAGAAUCGAACAUUUCAGCCAGAAUUUGAACAAAUUUCAUUAUUUUGCUUACAUUAGAAAUCAAGAUACCAGUAUCACGGUGAGUCAGAUGUGGUGAACAAAGCACGGAAAGCAACAGAGACUUUUUGUAAGAGCGAGCACAUUGACCAAACCCAGCGAUCACGUGCUCACCACUCUGUUCACAGGAAAACAAUCAUGAAUUUUUAUGAUGCUUGCUUAGUAUAUAGCCUGGGGAAAACUGUAUCAAGCAGUGACCUUAGUGUUUGAAUCUCCAAAAAGGUAUGAAAAAUCACAACAUAAAGUAUUUUUGCAUCAUGACGUUAUCAUGGAAAAAGUGCUUAGCGAUUUGCAGCAUUGCACUGCAGUCAAGUAAUAAACCUCCCACAAAACAUUAUGUUUAUUAUCAUAUAUUAUUUUAAUGAGGCUUGAGCCUCAACGUGCUCUGAGAUAAAUUAACUCCUGAUUCCCAGUGCCACUGUAACCUCUGAACAAAUCCAACAUAAAGUAAUGGAAAAAAAAAAGUCAUGUUUCUGUCUGAAGGUGUUUUAUCCAGCAAUAUAAGUAACAUGAACGUCAUGAAUCUUUUCCUUUGCUUGUUUGCAUGUGACAAUGCUUCAUACAAUUGUUUUAAUGUGUUUGCAAUGUUUUUAAUGUGUGUGCAGGUUUACAAUCUUUCCCAUGCAGACAGUCCAACAGGAAAGCGUGGUAGUAAAACUGUGUGGUGAGUGGCACGUGCUGGCACAGCACUGAAAAAUAUUUUAAAUACAAACCUUAGAAAAAGCUUAAAAGAAUUGUCUUUUUACUUAAGUUAUCUUGAGUAAAAACUCCACUCAUGUAGACAGUAUUCAGGAUCUUUCUGAAGAUUUUAGUCGGCUGCUCUGUACAAUGGUUAAAAGUGACCUAAAGCUGUCACCUUGUUCUGAGAAGCUGACCCUGGGUGAGAACACCACAGACUCGAGCUGUGACCUCCCUACUGUCCCUUUCCCCUUCGAAAUGACCCUGAAGGAGACAGCUGCUGUUGGCUCUGUUUUCCUCACUCCUACUCCAUGUACAGGACCACACUAGUCAAGGAAACAAUCUCUGGAGAAUUUUCUUUGGGGUGUUAAGAAGACAUUAAAAGAUUUUUUUAAUUAAAUUAAGCCACCUUCACUGCAAGUGAAGGAAUACAGGGCAAAUUUUCUUUCUGAGGAAGGCAAGACUGAAAAGACUGAACUCCCUGGGGAGAGUUAUGACACAGGGUAAUAAAAUUCUGGAUACAUCUAAAAAAUUAUCUGCCUUGAAGUACAACAACUGAAAAUCAACUUAUUUUACUCUUACCCAGAAUAAAACCAAACCACUUGGAAAGAAAAUUCUUGAGAACAAAAAUGACGUCUCUAAUGAGCAGCACAGGUUUUCCAGUUGUCCAUGUCUGAACUUUCCCCAGCCAAAGGCUAAUUGGCAUCUUACCAGACUCCCUGAAGACACACCAAAUGAGCAGCAGCUCAGAACAGACUGCGCCCGCCCUCCUCCAGACCACGGGUGCUGUGAUGUUGUGCUCCCUCUUACUCUGAGCAGCUGACGUUUGGAUUGAGACGCUGCACACGCUGCUGGGAUUUGCCAUGUCUGUAUCCGCAUGCCGUCCUCCUCAGCACCAUGGAAAAGCAGGCGCUGCUCAGUUACACUGCUCUUGCCCUCUGCCCAGCCAUGUCAGUGCAACGUGCUUCUCUGCGCUUCUUGGGUCAGCCCCAGCAGUCUGAAUCUCUCUGCUGGAGGAGUGGCAAAGUAGGUUUUUUGCUCCUCUGAAUACUUUUCCUUCACUUCAAUUAUGUCCCUGUAGCGGCCGUCCCGCCAGUGGAAAUUGAACUGCUCCAGCAACUCAAUUCUUUUUUCCUCUGUGUUCACACAGUCAACGGGGGCAGACUGUUCCAGGAAUGGUACCUGAAUAUCUGGGAACAGGAGCAGACCCCGGAUAGCAAACCAGCCGCCAUACUUGGGAUGGAUACAUACACCGUAGAUCUUCUGGAAGGAAAACAGAAGGAUGCAGGAUGUCUCAUUUUGUCUCUAGUAAUGGUCAGAGUUCAAAGCACCAGGCUUUGAUCCAACUGCUCACGCACCUAGCCCUCUGUUGGAGUGCUCUACAGAGAACCAAGGAAAGCUCUUUCCUGGACACAUGGCUCGAAGCAUUGCAUCUCAUUCCCAUUUUCCUGUGCCCCCCGCAUGACCCUGUAAAAUGGGGAGAGGUCCCUUUUUGAAAAUCUAACACACAAAUUAACAACGGUGCAUUUUUCCCUGUAUUUAUAAUGCUCCAAGCAACAUGUUGUCUUUUACACUGAAGUUUAUUCUGUCUGAGUAGGUUUAACAGAUCAGGAUAUUCUUCUCUGUGUAUGCAUCUCCCUACCACCCCAAAGAAUCUUGGAAGCUUCUGACUCCUGUGUGAAACUUGUUAUGCAUAUAUACGUGGUCUGGACUUUAUGUAUUUUCCUGCAAGAAGAACUAGUGAGUAAAUAACAGCUGUACAACUUAGUGAUGGCAGUUUGGUGGUUCUUCCCAGAUGUCUCACCUUUUUCCCCCAAGGAUCAAGCUUCACAUCUUUCCUUUGGUAGUAAUACGCAGCUCCAGCAACAUGGGCAGCUGUCUGCGCCAAGAACUUGGGCUUUCGGCUUGGCAAGAUCUCGUAAUCAUAGAUUAUGUCUAUGCUCUGGUCAGGGAAUUUCUGGGAAAAUGAAAAAAUAUCAGCCCAGGCUCAUGGAAGAAGAUUUGCAAGUAGAGACAUGCUGGAUGCCAGCACAUCGGGCACACGGGAAACCUGCAGAUUUCCACAUCCUGCUACUGCAAUCUAUCAGCGCACUUGUGGCCUUGGGUUUUCAAACUAUGACUGAAUGGCUACAGGUUGCAAUGGCAAAAAGACAGAAUAUGCAAGUAAAGCAAGUCAACAGCUUGUUAAUGCUCUUAGUAAGAAUUACACAUCAUGAAUAAUGCCUUACUCUUUUAAAGAGCAAGGGCAGGAACCUGGAAGGCUUUGUCUGUUGCUCAACCCGCCUGGUUAUAUACGCCAAUAGUAAAAAGAAUUUCAGGUUCUUACCUCCUUCAUGCGUGAUAAAUGAUGAGAAACACACUGAUCCACAGGAUCCCUGAUUAUUUCCAACCAUUCUUUGUUCACAAAAGGUUUAAGGGCUUUGUCAAACAUUGAAGGCGUGCUGAGGACCACAAAGGCCAGUGUGUCAUCUGGGUAGGGGAGGUGAAAGGCUGGCUGGAGAACAGCAUUGUACCAUCCCACCUGUGGAAAGAACAACAAAUCUGCAUUAAAACAGGGACACCACUCUUGCCAGUGGGCAUGCAGGAAUUUUAAAAAGUGGAAAGAAGCGUAGCCACCUUCAUUUGCAACCCAGAGAUGCCACCUGCCUAGUGCCCUCCAUUCAAACCGGGUUGUUUUGCAUACUGGGAUUUACAGUUUCUGGAAGCUGCACUGUGAGCUGCAUGUGAGAGAUAAGAAUCAGCUACUGCAUUCAGCUCUGCCUAGAACCCCGGAGGGAAGUAUGAGCAACCAGCCUUGCCAAUGCAAAUCCCAUGUUUUGGUUCAGAUAAAACUUUUACAGGUUGUUUUCUGAGCGUGGGCCAGAAAAAACCUGGUACUUGUGUUUUCCUUAUGUGACAAAUUGCAUGGUUUGUUUCUUUAGCAGGAAACAUUUGAGUGUGAAAAUGAUGUGAAGCUCCCAGCGGUGCUAGAAUCCCCGUGUCAACUCUAACACAUGGAUUGUGACACAGCAACAUUCUAGUAUUUGUUUUUGGGGCUGGAUGUGUUAUAACACAGACCAGAAAUGAAGGAUCAUGGCCGGGCAGCAGAAAGACACAACCAGGGGACAGGGCUCUGACCCACACUGCCAGGCAGGAGGAGAUUGAUUUACUGCAGAUUGCCUCUGGAGUGGCAAAGAAGGAGCCCCUAAGUUUUGGUGGAAAUGGAGUGUGGACAGUUCAACGGAGGGGACGGGGCUGACUUAGCUGCAAGGGCCAGAGCCCUUCAGUGGGCAGAAUGAGCCGCGUGUUCAGGCCACUUACAAACCAGCGACGCAGCCUGCACUUCAAUAUGCACGUGUUUCUAGAUUUAGAUUAAAAUUUAAGCUUGCUUAGAGGACUUUA